Messenger RNA from Coffea eugenioides, 924 nucleotides. Its product is annotated as ethylene-responsive transcription factor ABI4-like. Lineage: Eukaryota; Viridiplantae; Streptophyta; Magnoliopsida; Gentianales; Rubiaceae. Gene Ontology annotation, biological process: regulation of DNA-templated transcription. The transcript has a single exon. Gene Ontology annotation, molecular function: DNA-binding transcription factor activity; DNA binding. The record is from RefSeq and is a predicted model, not a curated record. Bases 1 to 924 code for a protein of 307 amino acids.
AUGUCAUCAUCUAGCAGUGGCAAAAAGAAGCAGCAAGCCCAAGUCAAGAUGCAGCAGGAAACAGGUGGAGAUGCAGUAAAAUUCCUGGGAGUAAGGAGGAGGCCAUGGGGACGAUUUGCCGCGGAGAUACGCGAUCCAACAACCAAAGAAAGGCAUUGGCUUGGGACGUUUGACACGGCUGAGGAAGCUGCCCUUGCCUACGAUAAAGCUGCUCGCUCAAUGCGGGGCUCUCGUGCUCGUACUAACUUUGUCUACUCAGACAUGCCCCCUGGCUCAUCUGUCACAGCCAUCAUAUGCCCCGAGGAAACCAUCGCGCCUAAUCACCGAUCCAUUCAAAAUAAUCUUCGCGGUUUUGGAUACCACCAUGAUCAUAUUAACUCCCUAGUACAACAACAACAGGAAGGAGAAGUUCUGCAAUUUCAUCAUCAGCACCAGCAACAGCAGCAUCAGCAAAUAUCCCAGUGUGGUAGUCAGGAUUAUCUCUAUUCAAGAGUUGGGCAUUCCAAAAUGGAGUAUAGUAGUUACUAUGAUGGCUAUUCAGGGACUCCUGGAGAUGUAUAUGCAAGUCCAAAAAGUCAUUAUCAUCAGCAACCUUCAGUUUCUGCAGCUGAGGGUAUUCUUCACCAUUUUGACUCUUCCCACCACUACUCCAACUCUUCUGGAGAUGCUGGUGGGUCGGAACAGCUUCCUGCUCUACCUUCGGCCUUUUCAAGUGAGGUUUGGGCUGAACCCUCGACACACCUGUGUGGCACCUACACAGAUGAGCCCACCACAGAACCUGCCUCAUCUUACUGUCAGAAACAUCUUGGGCUGGGCUUUGAUUCCACUAUUUUCGUGCAUAGCCCACUGUUCAGUCAGAUGCCCCCGGUCUCCGAUUCGGAGAGUUUUGAACCUCUCCAUUUGCCCUCAUCUUAUUAUUUUUGA